GUGAGAGAUAAAGAAAGAGAGAAAGAGAUGGGAGAGAUUGGGUUUACAGAGAAGCAAGAAGCUUUGGUGAAGGAAUCGUGGGAGAUACUGAAACAAGACAUCCCCAAAUACAGCCUUCACUUCUUCUCACAGAUAUUGGAGAUAGCACCAGCAGCAAAGGGCUUGUUCUCUUUCCUAAGAGACUCAGAUGAAGUCCCUCACAACAAUCCUAAACUCAAAGCUCAUGCUGUUAAAGUCUUCAAGAUGACAUGUGAAACAGCUAUACAGCUGAGGGAGAAAGGAAAGGUAGUAGUGGCUGACACAACCCUCCAAUACUUGGGCUCAAUUCAUCUCAAAAGCGGCGUUAUUGACCCUCACUUCGAGGUGGUGAAAGAAGCUUUGCUAAGGACAUUGAAAGAGGGGUUGGGGGAGAAAUACAAUGAAGAAGUUGAAGGAGCUUGGUCUCAAGCUUAUGAUCACUUGGCUUUAGCCAUUAAGACCGAGAUGAAACAAGAAGAUCAGUCAUAAAACCCUAGAUCAUUUGGGUAUCACAUUCAUGAAUCUAUUACACAUACAUGAUACACAUAUACAUGUUUCUUUGUGUGUACUAUGUUAAUCUUUGAUUUUCUACAAUUCACUGCUUUUGAAGAAGGAUCUUGUGUUGUGCUAUCAUUAUUCAUUAGGGAGAUACAUGAUACUGUAGUUUUUCUUGAAUUGGUUAUUGUGAGAAAUAUCAUGGUUUGAAGUAUUUAUUUUCACAAGAUGGAUGUUAAUUAACGUGGGGAUCGGAUCAUUUUAUAGUCACUCAAACUAAUAAUUUGACUUCCCUAGACAUAGAUAUUGGAUCUACUUCAGUUCAAUAAAUGUUAUUUUUUUAU
Molecule: messenger RNA, 857 nt
Organism: Arabidopsis arenosa
Lineage: Eukaryota; Viridiplantae; Streptophyta; Magnoliopsida; Brassicales; Brassicaceae
Source: the annotation of a GenBank genome assembly